This is a messenger RNA of Odobenus rosmarus divergens (Pacific walrus), 1581 nucleotides long. It is a transcript of the gene VRK1, whose product is annotated as serine/threonine-protein kinase VRK1-like. NCBI's taxonomy places the organism in Eukaryota, Metazoa, Chordata, Mammalia, Carnivora, Odobenidae. Gene Ontology annotation, molecular function: protein serine/threonine kinase activity; ATP binding. The transcript has 13 exons. The record is from RefSeq and is a predicted model, not a curated record. Bases 1 to 1191 code for a protein of 396 amino acids. Gene Ontology annotation, biological process: signal transduction; peptidyl-serine phosphorylation. Gene Ontology annotation, cellular component: nucleus; cytoplasm.
AUGCCUCGUGUAAAAGCAGCUCAAGCUGGAAGACAGGGCCCUGGAAAGAGACGACUUGCAGAACACUUUGCAGCUGGGGAGAUAAUCACUGAUAUGACGAAGAAGGAGUGGAAACUAGGGUCGCCCAUUGGCCAGGGUGGCUUCGGUUGUAUAUAUCUUGCUGAUAGGAAUUCUUCAAAAUCGGUGGGAAGCGAUGCACCCUGUGUUGUAAAAGUGGAGCCCAGUGACAAUGGACCUCUCUUUACUGAACUGAAGUUCUACCAGCGAGCUGCCAAACCAGAGCAAAUUCAGAAGUGGAUUCGCACCCAUAAACUGAAGUACCUGGGCGUUCCUAAGUACUGGGGGUCUGGCCUACAUGAUAAAAAUGGAAAAAGUUACAGGUUUAUGAUAAUGGAUCGCUUUGGGAGUGACCUUCAGAAAAUAUAUGAAGCAAAUGCCAGAAGGUUUUCUCGGAAAACUGUCUUGCAGCUAAGCUUGAGAAUUCUGGAUAUUCUGGAAUAUAUUCACGAGCAUGAGUAUGUUCAUGGAGAUAUCAAGGCCUCAAAUCUUCUUUUGAGCUACAAGAAUCCUGACCAGGUGUACUUGGUAGAUUACGGCCUUGCUUACCGGUAUUGCCCAGAAGGAAUUCAUAAAGAAUACAAAGAAGACCCCAGAAGAUGUCACGAUGGCACUAUUGAAUUCACCAGCAUUGAUGCGCACAAUGGUGUCGCCCCGUCAAGACGUGGUGAUUUGGAAAUCCUUGGCUAUUGCAUGAUUCAGUGGCUUAGUGGCCAUCUUCCUUGGGAGGAUAAUUUGAAAGACCCUAACUAUGUUAGAGAUUCCAAAAUUAGAUACAGAGAAAAUAUUGCAGAUUUCAUGGACAAAUGUUUUCCUGAGAGAAACAAGCCAGAUGAGAUUGCUAAAUACAUGGAAACAGUGAAAUCACUGGACUAUGCCGAGAAACCUCUUUAUCAGAACUUGCGAGACACUCUUUUGCAAGGACUGAGAGCUAUAGGAAGCAAGGAUGACGGCAAGUUGGACCUCAGCCUCGUGGAGAACGGAGGCUUGAGAACAAAGUCAAUAACGAAGAAACGCAAGAAAGGAAUUGAGGAGAGCACCGAAUCCAGUGUUGAAGAUAUGGAAUGGUCAGAUACACAGACAGAAGAGGCCACAAAAACCCGUUCAAAAACCAGAAAGAGAGUCCAGAAGUAAAUCAAAUGCUGUCAACCGACUUUUCUUUUCUUCCUGUCAUUUGACUUUUUCCUCUUUUUCUAUUUUAAAUGUUAUAUUCUCAUGUGAGUCUUUGAGGAUGGGGCUAACCAUGAAAUACUAUGUCUUUGAAAAAUAUAAACUUUUUUAUUAAGUAAAUACUUUGUACAAUUUAUUAAAGGCUAAUUUAUAAAAUUGAAAAUCUAUAGGUCAUACUCUUUCAGCUGAUCCCAAGCUGUAUGUGUUUGAGGUUCUUGAAGCAGCUGUAAGAAAAACCACCAUGAUGUGCACUUUCUAAUCAUUGUCCAUUGCCCCGAGUGUAUAGAAAUGCUUGGCAAAAUCUUCCCCUUUAAGCAGAUAUACAAACCUUAAAAUAAAGGUCUCUUUUUGCAU